This is a messenger RNA of Ipomoea nil (Japanese morning glory), 402 nucleotides long. RefSeq names its product B3 domain-containing protein REM20-like. Gene Ontology annotation, molecular function: DNA binding. The coding region runs from base 1 to 402 and encodes 133 amino acids. Lineage: Eukaryota; Viridiplantae; Streptophyta; Magnoliopsida; Solanales; Convolvulaceae. The transcript has a single exon. The record is from RefSeq and is a predicted model, not a curated record.
AUGGAACCACGGAAGAGAUAUCAGCGCAAGGUUGUACUCAGGAAUCGUAUGAAGAAAGUUUGGAACAUAGAGAUAACUUAUACAGGAGAUUGUUGUUUUUUCAAGCAUGGUUGGGCGAAAUUCGUAAAGGAUAACUCUUUCAUCAAUGGAGAUACAUUGGUUUUUAUCUAUGACCAUCCUACUGUGUUUGACUUCUUCGUACUUGACUCAUCCGGCUGUGAAAAGAUAAUAAUUGAAGGUGAAGAAGCUCGAGUGAAGGGGUUGAAAAAUAAUAACGGCAAUGAUGUUAAUUUUCAAGAUAAUGCUUUUUUGGUAGAGUUUGAUGUCAAUAUAGUCACUCAAGUUAAGAAAGACGAGGAUGAGAUAGAUGUAGAAGAAGAGAACAAUGAUGUUGGCUUUUAA